AUGCGAUUGACGAACCCGUUCGGUGUUCUGCAAGAUUUUCUUGCCAUUAUUUUCUAUAAGUAUGGUUUAUUUAUAUCUAAUAAUCCUCGGCUAUUUAUCAUUAUUCCAGUUUUAAUAACGGUUGCAUUAUCAUUUGGAAUUAUCAAUAUCACCGUUCAGGAUGAUCUCAGGUUUCUUUAUUCACCACUUCAUUCACCUGCUCGUUCUGAAUAUAAUAUCCAUAAAACAUUUACUGGAGAUUCGAUUAAUAGUACAUAUAUCGCAAUUGCUGUUGAGCGAAAUGAUAAACUAAAGAACCUCCUUAGAAGUGAGAUUGCAUCAGAAAUUAUGGAUUUAAAUCAGUAUAUUCUUCAUAAUUUAACGAUUAACUUAAAUGGAAGAUUUUAUAAUUUCGGAAGGGAUAUUUGUGUGAGAUUUGAUCUCUGUCCGGUUAGCAAUUCGGUUGUACAAUUCUUCUUUGAUGCUUUCUUCGCGAAUAAAAAGUAUCAAGGCGAUCAUCGUAUUCGACUCGAUUAUCCAUUUUUACAAUUUUUCGAGCGAAAAUUUUUUUUACCACUUCAUCUUUAUGGCGUGGAACUUGACGGUAGCAAUGCUAUUCGCUCCGUUCAAAUCGUUCAUUUGUAUUAUCCAAUUCCUUCAACGGAUAGGGAAACUGCCGAAAGCGUUGAAAAAUCUCUUAUUCGACCGCUUCGAGAAUAUAUUAAUACUAAAAAAGAGCAAAGCCUUAUCAAAGCAUCAAUGUUUAGUUUCUCAUUACUAAAGGAUGAAAUGACGAAGAAUGCUGUUUAUACUUUUCCAUUCAUAUCACUUACGGUCCUUCUUCUCGUUUCAUUCACCAUUCCAUAUAGCAUGACUGGAGACUGGAUAACUUCGAAACCCCUUGAAGCUCUAAUGGGAGUCCUUUCAUCAUCAUUCGCAAUUGUUAGUGCUGCUGGCUUUAUGUUUUUGAUUGGAUCUCCAUUUGUUUACCAGUUAAGUAAUUUUGUUACUGUUAUGCCAUUUUUGGCCUUAGCAAUCGGUGUCGAUGAUACGUAUGUGAUGCUAGGCGCAUGGCAAGAUACGAAAAGGAAUCUUCCGCCAUCAAAAAGGAUGGCACUUACAUUGCAAGAAGCUGGAAGUGCAAUAACAGUAACUUCCAUCACAUCAAUGCUUUCAUUUGGCAUUGGUUCUUAUAGUACAACACCAGCAAUAUCUAUUUUUUGUCGUUUUAUUGCUGUUGCUGUUAUUUUCGAUUGGUUCUACCAGGUUACAUUUUUCGCUGCUGUCAUGAUAAUUGGUGGUAAACGUGAAGCAGCGGGUUAUCAUUGCGUAUAUGUAUGGAAAAAAAUGCCUCUUGAAGAAAUCAAACAGUCAAGAGAAUCGAAUUUUAUAUCACCGAGUCAUUUUUUGUUUGCCGAUUAUAUUGCUCCAUGCCUUUGUCGAAAAGUUACCCGAAUUAUUAUUAUUGCUUUAUAUUUAGUAUAUAUAAUUUUUGCUAUUUAUGGAUGUUCAUUAAUGAAACCAAAUUUAACACCAAGCAAAUUAUUGGUGGAUGAUUCACCACUAACUCAUUAUCUUGAACUUGCUGAAGAAAAAAUUUGGUCUCAAGGAGCGGUUCCUCGUGUAUAUGUCAAUAAUGCACCAGAUUUAAGUUCUAAUUCAAACGAGAUUGAAACGAUGCUAAAACUCGCGCAAGAAUUAGAAGAGAUGGACUAUUCGAUAGGUGCAAAUUCGACGCAAUAUUGGCUGAGAGAUUUUAUCAAAUAUCGGCAAUAUUUUGAUAAUAAAGAUGAAGAAUUUUAUGAAAAUUUACAAGAAUUCUUAAAUCUUUCAUUUAAUUCGCAUUGGAAAUCGUAUUUACAGUGGGAUAAUCAUCCGACAAAUAAGAACAAGAAAAUUGUUCGUCGUUUCUUCUUCACAACAGCAUAUAAAAUAAAGAAUUGGAAAAUUCGAACACAUUUAUUAAUGCAAUGGCGAAAUAUUACAAGUAAAUACGCCAACUAUGGAGUUAUUGUAUACGACGAGAAUAAUUUUUAUUCGGAUCAAAUGUUAGAAUUGCAAUCUACAACUUUUGCUUCACUUUUCACUGCUGUAUUAGCUAUGAUUAUUGUAUGUAUUCUUUUUAUUGGCGAUAGUUCAAUCGUAUUUUGGGUAGUUUUUACAAUGGUUUCAAUGGAUAUUGGAAUUGCUGGUUUUUUGGCACUUUGGGGCGCUGAUCUCGAUCCAACAACAGUCGUUAAUAUUUUGAUGAGUAUAGGUUUAUGUAUUGACUUUUCAACGCACGUCGGUUAUCGAAUCUAUCGAAGCGAACAACGAGAUCCAGAUGCUCGUAUACGUGACGCUCUUGGUGCAAUAGGUUGGCCAGUUGUUCAAGGUGGCGUAUCAACAUUUCUUGCUAUUGUUGUUAUGAUACUUGUGCCAUCACAUGUUGUUCGUACUUUUGCUAGAACCUCUAUUCUUGUCGUAUUAACGGGCUUAUUUCACGGAGUUUUUCUUCUACCAGUUAUCAUUCGUUCCUUUGCAAUAUGCAAUGUUAACGAAAAAAGCACCAAAUAA
Messenger RNA from Dracunculus medinensis (Guinea worm), 2535 nucleotides. The record is from the annotation of a GenBank genome assembly. Lineage: Eukaryota; Metazoa; Nematoda; Chromadorea; Rhabditida; Dracunculidae.